Molecule: messenger RNA, 694 nt
Organism: Rhodamnia argentea
Lineage: Eukaryota; Viridiplantae; Streptophyta; Magnoliopsida; Myrtales; Myrtaceae
Exons: 1
Coding region: 165-542 (125 amino acids)
Source: RefSeq, a predicted model, not a curated record
CCGUCAAAGAGAAAUAGAAAAGAACCCACCCAAGAACUCUCUCUCUCUAGUUUGUCCUCUCUCUCUCUCUCUCUUAUAUAUAUACCAACUCCAAUUUUCACACUUUUCACACAGUGGGUUCUUCUUCUUUCUUCUUUCUGCUUCUUGGGUUUGUGUUGUGGUCAAUGGAAGAAUACAGAUCCAAGUCAUGCAGAGAUGGGAGAAUGCAGAUGGAGAGCUACUAUGGUGGAGGGAGGCCAGCCCCAAGCAGCAUGCAUGAUCUGAGGAGUUACAGUGCCAAUUUUGCCGGGUCUUCUUCUUCUUCCUCCUCGAACCCGCCAACGUUCGUGCCCGGCAAGGAGGUGAAGUUGAAGAAGAGCAAGAGCAGGGUCGGAUCUGCAUCGUCGAAGAGCUGGACCUUCGGCGACCCUGAGCUCCAGAGGAAGACGAGGGUCGCUGGCUACAAGGCCUACGCCGUGGAGGGCAAGAUGAAAGGGUCCCUCAAGAAGAGCUUCAGGUGGAUCAAGAACACGUGUACCCAAGUUGUCUAUGGAUGGUGGUGAUGAAUGGUGGUGAUGAUAGAAAGGUAAAAAAAAAAGGUGCUUCUUCUUCUUCUUCUUCUUCUUCUUCUUUCCUCCUUGUUUUGUGUUUCACUUGAGGCUAAAGGUGCUGAGGAUAUGGCAUGUCUGCAAAUGCCAAAUCUCCCAAUUUCUCU